AUGUGCAGGAAACGUUCCACAUACGGACACGUCUCAUCAACGAGGAUGAUCAACGACUGUGUGGACAUGCAGGAAAACGACGAGGAAUCAUCUCCGGAGUUUUGUGGUUUGUACCCAAGAAGGACCCAUGACGGACCGUUUGAAAAGUUCAAACUCCAAAAUAGGGGACGACAGAGGUAG
Messenger RNA from Laccaria bicolor S238N-H82, 180 nucleotides. RefSeq lists its product as uncharacterized. Lineage: Eukaryota; Fungi; Basidiomycota; Agaricomycetes; Agaricales; Hydnangiaceae. The coding region runs from base 1 to 180 and encodes 59 amino acids. The transcript is spliced from 2 exons. The record is from RefSeq and is a predicted model, not a curated record.